GUGAAUGAUGUAACGUCAAAACACAAUCCAUUCAAUUAUAAAAUUUUAUGUCGAAGCAACAAACACAAAAAGUCCUUAUACCGAAAGGAACAAUAAAUCCAAAUGAGGAUACGGUAAUAGAAAUUCCGACAAAUUACAGAAAAGCUCCGGUAGUAGUUGCAACUAAAUCCAAUAGAAGUGCCACUAUAGCAGCUAGAAGUUCUAAGACCACUAAACAAAUUGCCGAAAGAGAUGUGGAAGAUUUCAAUUAUGUAAUGUAUAAUCAACAACCUACUUUAACACCAUGUCCAGCUGUAUGCUAUAGUGAAUCGAUAGACCAGAAUCAAGCGACAACCCAACAACAAUUUCGAUCAGCAAAACGUAAAACUGUUCAAACGGGCAUAUCUGAAAAUUAUUCAAAUACCAUAUCAUUGAGUGACCUUAGUGCAAAAGAAAAGGCAGAAACAAAACUAGUUCAAGAAAAACUAGAAGCUUUCCAACUAGCCAGAAGACAGUUUUUGAUCGAAGCUAACAAUAUUACUGAAAAUAGUAAAGGGGUUCAAGCUAAACCAUCACAAUCCUAAAUUUUUUUAAUCAAAUUUGUUUAGAACAAGGGUCAGAAUGAAUUAUCUGAAUAUGGAAAGAAUAAAGUAACUUUAUAAUGUGCAAAUUUUUGUUUGGUAUUUUC
Ceutorhynchus assimilis (cabbage seed weevil) is the source of this 667-nucleotide messenger RNA. Lineage: Eukaryota; Metazoa; Arthropoda; Insecta; Coleoptera; Curculionidae. The record is from the annotation of a GenBank genome assembly.